AUGCGUCUGAGGGUGCUGUGUUCCCAGUCAUCAAUUCAAAUCGAGCCGCUCUCCCGCCAACCCUCAACGCUUCCAUUGGCUGCCGCCGUUAUUCGAAUCGCGGCCCAUGAUUCACUCCACGGCUCGUCAGGAUUCAACAAUCCUGCUGCUUCAUCUCAAAUAGCGGUUACGGGCAACGCUGCCGCUGCUCUACGCAAAGUGCACCUAUUCAAAUGGGGCGUUCGAAUGAUUUAUCGGCAUCUGCCUACGCAUCAAACUCAAAAAUUGCGUAAAGACAUCAUGAUCGUUCUGGAUGAAGGAUAUGUGGAUAGAAACUUGUAA
Necator americanus (New World hookworm) is the source of this 321-nucleotide messenger RNA. RefSeq lists its product as uncharacterized. The transcript has a single exon. The record is from RefSeq and is a predicted model, not a curated record. The coding region runs from base 1 to 321 and encodes 106 amino acids. Lineage: Eukaryota; Metazoa; Nematoda; Chromadorea; Rhabditida; Ancylostomatidae.